GUGCAUGAUGAGGAUGGUGUGGCCAAGAACAUGUACAACUUUAUGCAGGAAUUCUACAAGGCCCUUCCUCAGUACAAGAACCUGGAUUUCUUCAUCUUUGGUGAGUCCUACGCCGGCCACUACGUGCCUGCAGUGUCCCACUACAUCUGGCAACAGAACCAGAAGGGAGACGCAUUCAAGGUCCCUUUGAAAGGCUUGGGUGUCGGCAACGGUCUGACGGAUCCUCAGGAGCAGUACAAGUGGUAUGCCGACAUGGCCUAUGAUGGCGGCAAGUCGGAGGGCGGAACUCUGGAGAAAGGUGUCAUCGGCCGCGUGGGAACUUUGGCCAUGAAGGCCGCAAGCGUCCCGUGCGUGAAGCAGAUCGCAUCCUGCAACGCUGGGGAUGACAACGCAUGCUCCACUGCCUACGCCAUGUGCAACUACGGCGAGCUGAUCCCAUACCAGCUGACCGGCUACAAUCCCUACGACAUGCGCAUCAAGUGCGAGAAGCCUCCUCUUUGCUACGACUUCGGUGCCGUGGAGACCUUCCUGAACGACAAGGCAACCCAGGAGCAGCUGGGCGUCAGCAAGAAGUGGGGAAGCUGCAACCGCAUCUCAGCUGUCCAGCGAGAUGCGUUGCUGAUGCCGCAGAACAAGAACAAAGAGCCAAACUUCUACGUGAAUGCUGCCGCUUGGCAUGCCGUCAGUUCCAGAUGUGACACUUUGACGCCCUGGCUCCUGGCUGUCAGACUGGUGGAGUUGAAGACGGGCGCGAAUCCAACUGUCGAUGUCAAGGAGCUGACAUCUCAAGGUGACACAGAUGCUGUGAUUGAGUGCCGUAUCAAGCAGUUGAGCCUUCAGCGAGUCCUGGCCAAUUUGCAUCAGUUCCCGCUGCAGCCUCUCAUCCAGGCUCAGGCUGCCCUCGCUGAGGCCUAUGGACAGGGCGGCUACUUUGCACAGGCCAGAGACCAUCUAGCACAGGCACGCGAUGUAUGCCACGGAGGCAUCUACGAUGACCGCCAGCAUCAGCGCCUGCAGGCAGACCUUCUUGUGGCAGAGGGAUCUGUCUACUUGGCACAAGGGCAGUUGGAGGCCGCAGAAAAGAUCUUGCUAGAAGCUGCUCGCCUUGGCCGGGAAACACGAGGAGAACUGGAUCAAGAAGCAGCGCAUGUACACCUCCUCCUCGGCCAGGUUGCCUCGCAGAAAGGCGAUUACGACAAAGCCAUCGAUCAUCUUUCUGAAGCAUGGCGCACACGCCUUGGUGACAUGCAGGUGCAUGAUCACAUCGACGGCAAGACAGCGGAGCCUACGCUGCGUGUGAGGCCGCUCUUGGUACCGAGCGCUGCCUAG
Molecule: messenger RNA, 1329 nt
Organism: Symbiodinium pilosum
Lineage: Eukaryota; Dinophyceae; Suessiales; Symbiodiniaceae
Source: the annotation of a GenBank genome assembly